Molecule: messenger RNA, 1563 nt
Organism: Spinacia oleracea (spinach)
Lineage: Eukaryota; Viridiplantae; Streptophyta; Magnoliopsida; Caryophyllales; Amaranthaceae
Exons: 2
Coding region: 50-1183 (377 amino acids)
Source: RefSeq, a predicted model, not a curated record
CAAUCAAACCCUAAAAACCCUAAACUCUAUUUUUUCCAGAGCGUCUAUAAUGGAUGAAGGUAAAAUUGACCCAUCUUCUCCGUAUUACCUGGGCGCUGGUGAUCAACCCGGUAAUUGGAUUACUCACGUAGUCUUGAAGGGUGAGAAAAACUAUCUCGCGUGCUCUAGGGAAAUCACUUUGUCCUUAGGAUCUCAUAGGAAAUUUGUGUUUGUCGAUGGCACCAUCACCAAACCAACUGAGAAGAAGAAGCACCUGGAUUCGGUGACUGUAAACUCCAUGUUAGUUGCAUGGAUUAUGCGUACUACAUAUGAAAAAGUCGCAUCGACGGUUCCGUAUUUUGAUGAAGCCAAGAAACUGUGGGAUUAUCUGUCAAAGAGGUAUCGCAAGGCCAAUGGCCCUCGCCUCCAGCAACUACGGGCUGUGAUCACGGCUUGCAAACAGACCAAGGGCAUGUCACUCGAAGAAUAUUAUGCGACAUUGAUGGGUCUGUUCGAUGACCUAAACCAACUAAAGCCGCCUCACGGCUGCGAAUGCGGGCAAUGCACUUGUGAUAUCGCCGGGAAAUAUGGGUUGGAUAAGGAGGAGGAACGCCUGCAUCAAUUUUUAAUUGGUAUGGAUGAUGAUCUCUAUGCUGUCAUGAGGUCUAACCUUCUCUCACAGCAGCCUCUUUCCGGCUUGGAGCACGUCUAUGAGACGCUGCUGCAGGAGGAGAAUUCUCGUGGUAUUGCUCGGAGUACAAUCGAGUCUACAUACGACACUGCUCAUAUGUUUGCGGUGCACGCUGAUCGUGAAAAGGCCUUGGAUCGUCGCGACAAAACCAAGCUACACUGCUCUCACUUCCAGAAGAACGGGCAUGACAAUAGCUCUUGUUUCAAGCUACAUGGGUACCCGGAUUGGUGGCCGGAUAAGUCCCAUGUUGGUAAACCUCCUAGCUCGCGAGCAGCAGUCCCUACUGAGCGCACGAGGUCUCUGGUGCGCGCCAAUGCUGUUGGUACGGGGUCUGGGCAGGUGGGCAGUACUGCCACGUCAAGCAGCAGUCCAGACGUUGGCACUGGCACGGUGCAAGUCUCGUCGGCUGACCUCAAGCCAGAGCACAUUCAAGCACUCCUUAAUAUGGUAAACCAUUCUCCACAGGAUAAGAUGAUUGGACCAACGUUCGGGGAGCCUGAUUGGAGCCGGUGAACGCGUGGAUGGACUCUACUAUUUCCGGAGGCUUCCUACAGUAUGUGCGGUGACUGUCUCGGGUGUUUUUGAAUUCGAACUAUGGCAUAGAAGACUGGGGCAUCCGUCGGAAAAAGUAGUCAAGUUAAUUCCUGUUGUUAGUGCUAGUAGUGGUCGUAAAACUUUGAAUAAAGCAUGUGAUGUUUGUCCUCAGGCUAAAUAAUCUCGUAUUUAUUUCCCUAAUAGUGAUAGUCGAGCUAGUCGGAGUUUUGAGAUGAUACAUUGUGAUUUAUGGGGCCAUAUCGUACUCCCUCUAGUUGUGGUGCACAUUAUUUUUUAACAUUGGUUGAUGAUUAUUCAAGAGGUGUUUGGGUUUAUUUGUUGAAUGAUAAAACCGAAGU